Molecule: messenger RNA, 1052 nt
Organism: Lucilia sericata (common green bottle fly)
Lineage: Eukaryota; Metazoa; Arthropoda; Insecta; Diptera; Calliphoridae
Exons: 3
Coding region: 231-887 (218 amino acids)
Source: RefSeq, a predicted model, not a curated record
AUACCGAAGCUUGUAGAAAAGAUAAAAAAGUGAAGAAGAUACUGAUAUUUGACGACCGAAAAAAACAUGAAAAUAUAAAUUAUUAUAAACACUACGCUUGGAAUUUCAGUCAUAUUUUCACAAGCGAACUAAAACGUUGUAAAGCGCAGAAAGAAAGAAUAAAAAGAAACUUCAUAUUCGAAUAACGAUUAAAAAUUAUUUACAAAUAAUUAUAAAAAAAUAUAAUUAAAAUGUUUCAAUCAAAAAUGUUCGCCGUAGCCUUAAUUGCAAUUGUGAGUGUCUUAAGUGUUGAGGCUCAAUCUAACACUGCCGCAACAUGUCAAACAGUUAAUGGCAUGUCGAAUGUUAAUGCCACUUUGUUUGCUGGUGACUGGUAUGAAGAGAUUCGUGCGCCCGCUAAAAAUAUUUCUUGCGUACAUGUACACGUUGAUGUUGUCGGUGGUCAAACUCUCAACAUAAAAACAAUGUAUUCUGCCUCUCAAAAUGGCUUGUUGAUGGAUAAAAAUGACCAGGCCAACGUAAACAUAAGUCAGAUCAAUGCCAACACUGGUUUCAAUGUGAGCUACAGCAAUACUAAUGGUGCCAACAUAACCUACAAAAUUUUGAGUGCUAAUUACACUUCAAAUGUCGUUUUAUGUGGCUUUACCAAUGUUAGUGACCCUUCAACAUCAUUCGGUAUAAUUUUAACCCGCACACAAAUUCCUAACGCCAACUGGUUAUUGGAAGUUAAGAGUAAUGCUUCUCAAAUCCUUCCCGGCUUUAACGGCAGUUCCGUUGCCAAUAUUACACAAUCCCAGUCUUGCCAUGCUAGCUCUGCUUCUACUUCAGUUCCCGUUCUUGCAACAUUAUUUGCAGCCCUCUAUGCUCUUCUCAAAUUUGCUUAUUAAAUUAAGAAGAACUUAAAUAUUUGCUGUUAUUUUAAUUUAUUAUAUUUCAAUUUGUAACUUGCCAACAAUAUAAAAACUACUAAUGGAAUCUUUGAACGUUUAUUUUAAAUAUUUCAUAAAAAGCAUUAAAAAUAAAAUUCAUCAUUAGUAUUGGAAUACAUAGUA